This is a messenger RNA of Physella acuta, 1719 nucleotides long. Its product is annotated as G-protein coupled receptor 52. Gene Ontology annotation, cellular component: membrane. Lineage: Eukaryota; Metazoa; Mollusca; Gastropoda; Physidae. Gene Ontology annotation, molecular function: G protein-coupled receptor activity. Gene Ontology annotation, biological process: G protein-coupled receptor signaling pathway. The record is from RefSeq and is a predicted model, not a curated record.
AUGACGGAAUAUUUUUUUUCCCACCAGGGCACGUUUGUUGGCGGCACGACGAUGUGCCAGACGUACGCCUACGUCACGUGCGUCUUCACGAGCGUGUCCGUCUGGACCAUCGCCGCCCUGAGCUGGGACAAGUACCAGACCAUCGCCUCCCCCCUCCACCACUCGCUGACCGCCACCCUCCGCAAGAUGCUGCCCUGCUUCGCCGUCUUCUGGGGGUGCGGCCUGAUCCUCUCCCUGCCUCCGUUGUUCGGCGCCAACGAGUACACCCUCCACUACUCGAUGGGAAUCUGCGGGGUCAAAUUCUCCAGCGUGCCGGGCCGCUGGUACACCUGUGUGUUGGUGUGUCUGUCUUUUAUCUUCCCCUUCUGCCUGAUGAUCUACUGCUACGCCCACAUCUUCAGAAUCGCCCGGACGCAGAGCAGCCGCAUCGCCGCGACCAUGCUCCGAAUGGUCAGCGUCAUCCAAGCCCCCAUAGCUCCGGCCACGCAAAGUUCCUUGUCUUUAAGAGGAACAAAAGCCAUGGGGACGAUACUCCAGUUAAUCGGAUCAUUCGUCUUGACUUACCUCCCUUACGCUAUUCUUAUCAUAUACGAAGUCAUCUUCUCGGUUCAAGCCAAUAUCACAUUCGUUUCCAUAGCAACCACGUUGUUUCUCGCGGCUCCUUUGAUUCACGCCGCCAUCUACGGCUUACGGAACCAGAUUCUCCGGACGUCGUUUUACCGGUACUCGCGACGUAAGCUCCAGCACUGCUGUUCCAACGACAAGCGUCGAGGCAGCGUCAAAUCGCUGAAUCGCAAAACUCCCAAUUUUAAACUGCCGCUGCGGUGUGUGAUCAAAUCCGACGGGAAACAGUACAUCCUCCGCCGGACGCUCUCCUACCAGGGCGGGCCCGUCAACGACCCCGCCGAGGGGUUCAGGGAGAACACGAACGGGCUCCCGCGGCCUCAUUCUUUCAACGUGUUGCGCACAGCCAACGGGUGCUCCCCCCAGCUGGCCAACGGGAUCCGCGUCCACAGCAGCUUGAAAGACGAAGGCAAGCAAGUCAAAGAGGUCUCGUUCUCGGAGAAAGACGAAGUUUCCUACAUCCACCCCGACGGAAUGUCCCGAGUGGCCCGGGAGGAAGUCUCCUACUACAGUAAAGACAUCAUGAAAGAGAUGAGCGCCAUGGAUUGUGAGAUGGAGGAAAUCUCCAGAUUCGACAAAGAGGCUGUCACCCCGCCGUCCCUACGCAAGGAAAACACCCCCAGCUCCGAAACGAGAAAGGACGAGAUCUCGAAACUCUACCGGUUCAAGGAGGAUAUUUCCAAACUCGCGCACUCGCGCUUCAAAGGGAAGCUAACUCCGCAAAAAGAAAAGGCAAAAAAUAUACGUAAAGAUAAGCCUAGGAAAGGGAGACAAGCGCGUAUAGACAACGAAGAGUCUUCUAUAUUUAGAGUGGACGACGACGAAUCAAAAUACGACAUAGAAUCAGACGAUGGUGUUUCGUUUGCCUAAUACACCGUUCAUUUGACACGAUAUUUUAAAAAAAAAUUAUUUAAUAGUUUUGGAAAUUCUUAUUGAUUUGUGCUAUUGUAAAAUUGUUUUAUUAAUUUAGUUCAUAUAACAAUUAUAAUUUGCUCAAAACCCCCCGAAAUUGUCAAUUUCGACUGACUAUAUAUACACACAACAACUGAUUCUGUGUGAUAGGAUAAGUGUUUAUUGUCUAAUUUGGUUUGUACA